Molecule: messenger RNA, 1947 nt
Organism: Penicillium subrubescens
Lineage: Eukaryota; Fungi; Ascomycota; Eurotiomycetes; Eurotiales; Aspergillaceae
Product: acetate--CoA ligase
Exons: 3
Coding region: 1-1947 (648 amino acids)
Cellular component (GO): cytosol
Molecular function (GO): acetyl-CoA synthetase activity; AMP binding
Source: RefSeq, a predicted model, not a curated record
AUGGGUAGCAUUGGUAAAGAUGGAAAUAGCGAACACAGUACUCGCUUUCGCCUGCAAGACUUUGCCGACUACAAGCAGCGAUAUCAAGAGUCAAUAAGCGAUGUCGACUUCUUCUGGGCACAAACAACCCGACAGUUUCUGACGUACGAGAAGGACUUCACGAGCAUUCGACAAGGCAAACUCGCCGAAGGAAACCUUCAGUGGUUUGCUAACGGCCGUCUCAAUGCAGCGUAUAAUUGCGUGCAUCGUCACGCUGAGCAGGACCCUUCUCGCAUUGCCAUCAUCUACGAAGGCGAUGAGCCUGACUGUGGCCAUUCAAUCUCAUAUGGUGAACUUUCGAAACAGAUAUUCCAGGCGGCAGCGGCUCUUCGUAACCUCGGUGUUAGAAAGGGUGACCGAGUAUGUGUUUACAUGCCAAUGAUUCCCGAAGCCUUUGUGACAGUCCUCGCAAUCAACCACUUGGGAGCUAUUCACUCGCUGGUAUUUGAUGGGUUCUCGGCGCAGGCCUUAGGAGACCGAAUACGCGACGCUGGGGCAUUUCUGGUAGUGACAGCAGAUAAGAGCAGACGAGGGGGAAGAGACAUUCCCAUGAAGCAGACAGUCGACGAAGCCCUAGGGAGCUGCCCUGAUGUGCGUACCGUUCUUGUCUACCAGCACGGCCAAGAUUCUGUCUCCUGGAACCCCGGGCGAGAUGUCUGGUGGCACGAGGUCAUUGACAAUACAGCGCCACUGAAGGACAUUGCGCCAGAGUCAAUGGCCUCGGAAGAUCCUUUGUUCAUUUUGUAUACGUCCGGAUCGACGGGAAAACCCAAAGGACUUGUGCACUCUACUGCGGGAUUCCUGACGGGCGCCGCGGCAACAGGCCAUCAUGUGUUCGACAUGCACCCUAGUGACGUCUUUUUUACCCCCUCUGAUAUAGGGUGGAUCACGGGGUUGGUGUAUGCCCUAUAUGCGCCACUCCUGCUAGGCUGCACUACUGUGAUCUUUGAAGGGAGUCCGCUCCAUCCAACUGUCUCACGACUCUGGGACAUCUGUGACCUUCACUCAGUUACCCACUUCUACGCCGCCCCAACCGUUAUUAGACUUUUGAGACGGUUCAGCGAUGCGGAGAUUCAUCAGGCCAUGACAUCUUUACGGGUUUUGGGGUCUAUUGGGGAGCCUAUUGCCCCUGACGUCUGGGACUGGUAUCAUCGUAUAGUAGGUAAGGAGAAGGCAGAUCUGUUGGACACCUAUUUCCAGACCGAAACCGGCUCGUUUGUUCUCGCUCCUCUAGCAAGAAUCACUCCUACAAAACCGGGUAGCUGUACACUGCCUUGCUUGGGAUUGGACCCGGUCAUCUUAGACCCCAUUACGGGAAAAGAGGUAGAAACAGCGUGUCCGGAAGGGAUACUCGCUUUCCGGCAGCCGUGGCCCAGCAUGGCUCGCACAGCAUGGAACGAUCACCAGCGAUUCAUGGACACCUACCUUAAUGUUUAUCCCGGCUAUUACUUUACUGGGGACGGCGCACGUCAAGAUGAGGAUGGAUAUUUUUGGAUAAAGGGCCGAGUCGACGAUGUCGUAAACGUUUCCGGCCAUCGUCUGUCGACGGCCGAAAUUGAAGCCGCUUUGCUUGAGUGUGAAUUUACGGCGGAGGUUGCUGUUGUCGGUGUGGGUGAUUCUCUCACGGGAGAAGCUCUCGUCGCCUUUGCGGUCCUUAAGAGCCAACCUCCCGACCGGGAUGUGCGAAAGGAUCUCAAACAACAAGUGCUCAAGAGCAUUGGCUCCCUUGCCGUUCCCCGGACGGUUUAUCUUGUUCAGGAUAUUCCCAAAACACGCUCUGGGAAGAUCACAAGGCGUAUCCUUCGCAAGAUCCUCGCUGACGAUGUCGGAUCAAUUGGGGAUAUUUCGACGGUGGCCAAUCCUGCAGCGAUCGAUAGUGUAGCAGCCACCGUGUUAGGAUCGAAGUAG